GAGGUGACCGUUUCCCGUGAUAGGCAGCGGCUGGAACAUUUCCAGCAGGCCGAGGACAUCCUGCUGACCCUGCUGGAGGAUGUCCAUGCCAGGGACCCCCGCUUCCUCGUGGACUACGCCAGGAACCUGGAAGCCUUCGAGUUUGCUCUCUGCGCCUCCGAGGAUGCCGUCACCAUGGAGGUCCCGCUGCGGAUUGACAGCGAUGCUCUGCAGGUGCUGGUGUACCAGCCUGGGGACAUCCCAGCUGGGCACCAUUCAAGGCUGGACACCUGCUAUCUGGAAGUGCCCUCUCCAGGGACCGACUUGGAGGACUGGACCAGUGCUGUGGGUGUGAUGGAGCGAGGAGGCGGUGUGAGGUGCCUGGCUCCAGGCAAAGUCCUCCAGCACCUGAAAGAGCUGCUUGUUUCAGCCAUCGUGCACUGCCAACGCCGCUUCCUGCUUCAGCCAGGUGACCUCAGCGCUGAAAGUCUGCAGAAAGAUGCCAUGGAGCUCUCCUUGCUGAUUCGUGGUGGCUGGAAAAGCAUCCGCUUUGACAUCAUCCCCGUGGUGAGGAGGUGGCAGGAGCCCCUCCGGCUCGAGGGGCGGCAGAGCAAUGGGGCCUUUCCUGCCGACAGCCUGCGGACGGCCACUGAGGAGGCCCACCUCGUUCCCGCAUCCCCCCACUGCUGGAGAUCCUCCACUCACCUGCCCAUCCUGAAGCUGCUCCGAAUGGUGGACACACUGAAGGGUCCCCGUCUGGAUAGCCUUCGCCUGCUUGACCAGCUCCGCAGCCAGGACUGGGGAGAGGAGGGGGGGCAAGGUGGUCUCACCUUCAACCACCUGAAGAUGGUGCUGCUGUGGAGUACGGAGCUUUUCCCCUCCCCUGAAGACUGGCAGGACCCGGGGGGCCCGGGCGAACGGCUCUUUUUGCUCCGCUGCCUGGCCACCCAGUGCCUGCCCCACUUCCUGCACCCGAAGGAGAACCUCUUCCAGGGAGAGCCUCUGGAACUCGCCUCCCUCUACUGCAAGGUGGAGAGCUUCGCCCAGGACCCCCGGCGCUUCCUCCGCUUCCAUUUUGGCCCUGCCGUGUGCACCUGCGGCUGGCAGGUGGACCCUGGCACCCGAGCCCUCCUGCAGCUCCCUGCCAAGGAUGGAGCCUACUGGGACACAGCCUACUUUGACAUCCUGCUCAGCCAGUUCCAGGUGUAUGAGAUCCAGGACAGCAUGCGCCGCUCAGCGAUGGCCCAGCUCCUCGCCAAGAUCCGGCAAGAAAUCCCCCAGCUGAGCUGA
This is a messenger RNA of Mesitornis unicolor (brown roatelo), 1269 nucleotides long. RefSeq names its product chromosome unknown open reading frame, human C2orf54 (gene MAB21L4). The annotation marks the transcript as partial. The record is from RefSeq and is a predicted model, not a curated record. The transcript is spliced from 5 exons. NCBI's taxonomy places the organism in Eukaryota, Metazoa, Chordata, Aves, Mesitornithiformes, Mesitornithidae.